AUGAUCAUUUUCAAUGUAGAAUAUUUUAUAUUGAAACGAGAUGGUCUUGAGUCAAUGUUUCCAAUUACAACUUUACUUGUGUUCUGUUCAAGAUCACUGAUAUUUCUGGAUCUCUUGACAGUUGGAAGGAAAAAUAAACCUUUAGUCAUUGGCGUAACAGUUGCAUCAUGUGUGGUGGGACUGGGGGUAGUAAUGAUCCUCUGCAUUCUUCUCAUUGUUGGUAGAGGACGAUUUUUGAAGAAGAAAACAGAGAAUGAUAAAACCGUACAGGCCUUUGUUAGAAAUUACGAUUCUCUCACUCCACAUAGAUACAGUUAUUAUGAUGUUAAAAAGAUGACAACAUCAUUCAGGGAUGAACUUGGUCAAGGAGGCUUCGGUGAUGUCUACAAAGGAAUGUUAUUAGAUGGUCGUCUUGUUGCAGUGAAGGUAUUGAAGGAAUCUAAAGGUAAUGGGGAGGAAUUUAUCAAUGAGGUCGCUAGCAUCAGUAGAACAUCUCAUGUUAAUAUAUUUGCUUUUUUAGGUUUUUGUUAUAAGAAGAAGAAAAGAGCUCUUAUAUAUGAAUUUAUGUCUAAUGGAUCUCUAGAAAAAUUCAUAUAUGAUAACGAACCUUCAAGUGUUAACCGCAAGUUGGAAUGGGAAACAAUGUCUCAUAUUGUAGUUGGAAUUGCCAGAGGUUUAGAGUAUUUACACCGAAGGUGUAAUAUAAGGAUUGUGUAUUUUGAUAUAAAACCUCACAAUAUUCUCUUAGAUGAAGACUUUUGUCCAAAGAUAUCUAAUUUUGGACUUGCUAAACAAUCCAACACAAAAGAGAGUAUCAUAUCAAUGUUAGUUGCUAGAGGAACUAUGGGAUAUACUGCACCGAAAGCAUUUUGUCAACAUUUCGGAGAAGUUUCUCACAAGUCUGAUGUCUAUAGUUACGAAAUGAUGGUUCUCGAAAUGAUUGGGGGGAGAAAAAACAUUGAUGUUGGAGUGUCUCAUACCAGUCAAAUAUAUUUUCCACAUUGGAUACACAAGUGUGUUGAAUCUGGAAAGGAUCUCGAACUUCAUGGGGUUGUCACUGAUGAAGAAAAAGAGAUUGUGAAAAAGAUGAUAUUAGUGGGCUUGUGGUGCAUUCAAACCAAUCCAUCUGAUAGACCAUCGAAGACCAAAGUUGUAGAAAUAUUGGAAGGUAGCCUAGAAAACUUGGAGGUUCCACCAAAACCUUAUUUGUCUUCUCCAACAAGAUCACCUCAACAUUCUUCUCCUACAUCAUCAACAUGA
Pistacia vera is the source of this 1260-nucleotide messenger RNA. RefSeq names its product PR5-like receptor kinase. Lineage: Eukaryota; Viridiplantae; Streptophyta; Magnoliopsida; Sapindales; Anacardiaceae. Bases 1 to 1260 code for a protein of 419 amino acids. The transcript has a single exon. Gene Ontology annotation, biological process: protein phosphorylation. The record is from RefSeq and is a predicted model, not a curated record. Gene Ontology annotation, molecular function: protein kinase activity; ATP binding.